AUGGUGGCCACACCGCUGGCAAAAAAAGACCCGAAGUACAAUGUGUGGCAGCAGCCUGAGGACGAUGUAGACCGCAAGGACAUCAGAAGACGCUACCGCCAAUACGCAGACUCAGCCCAAGGAUUCAUUCUUGGACCGAUGCCUGUCGACGAGUUCCUAGAGUUUCUACCAGAGACGGAUAUGUCGAACAUGCCGCGUCCCGUCAAUGCUUUCAACAAGGUGCCGGCAGAGGCGAGAACGGAACAGCAGAUCUAUAAACCGUUGAUUGCGGCAAUUAAUGGCACCAGAACGAGGAGCCGAAAAUCUCAGCGUCGCUGUCCUGGAUUCACGUUCAAAGACACGGCCACGUCUGGUGCAGAGCUUGGGGAUAUAGGCUCGAUGAAUGCCCACGUCUCUUGUUAUUCACAGGACAUUAACGACUCUCACUUGACCUCGGCUGGCCCUCUUGGCUGCGCUGACUUGUACAUCGACGUACAGCGACACCCCGGCUUGGACCCAUUUACAGAUCCAGGUCCUGAGGAUGACCGUUCCGAACACGCCUUUUUUCAGACCCCCGGUGACCACCGUGCUCGUAAGGAGGCCGAAGAAGCAUUCGGCAGGAAUGUUGCAUGCGCCACCGAAGCGUGUUCCCGUCAACACCGCGCUUUCUAUUUCUCGAUUUCACUGGCUGGAUCUCGUGCUCGAUUCCUAAGGUGGGAUCGAUGCGGGGUCAUCGCCUCCGAAUCUUUCGACAUCCGCGUCCAACCGGAGCAUCUCUGCGAGUUUCUCUGGCGGUACGCUCACGCUUCGAGUUCGCAGCGCGGGUAUGACGUUUCCGUCGAGGCUGCGACCCGAGAGGAGGAGGAACUCUUCAGAGAUUGCAUCGAACGUCACGUCAAAUUCCAGCUGGAUCCCGACGAUGAAGAGUUGGUCGUCGCCAUGGAGGAGCACUACCAGCCAGGUGCCGUAGUGGCGAUCAAUGUCGUUGACGAGGGUUCUCCCGACUGUGUGGCACAUCGAUUACUUGUAUCCCGUCCGGUGGUUUCGCCUGUGUCGUGGACGGGUAAGGGAACAAGGGGAUUCUGGGCUGUCACCGCCGGUAGUCCGAGAGGGGAAGUAGUGUUCCUAAAGGACACAUGGCGACAUAAUGUCGAACAUAUGAAGGAGGGCAACAUCCUGGCGGACCUCCAUUCUGCUGGUGUGCCGAAUAUACCCCGAUUAGUCCAUCAUGGUGAUGUCUGGGACCAGCUGCCGGUUUCAAGCGGAAGGGUUGACAGUGAGAGCGAUCUCACAUACACGCGCGACGAAACGACAGUCUUGCAGUAUACGCAGACGGACCGGUUUAGACGCGCUGCUUGGGUGUGUACAGGUGGGGAAAAUCACAAAUUGCCGCCUCCCCUCGUACACUAUCGACUUGUCUUGGGGACGGUUGGAUAUCCAUUGCAGCGAUUCAGAGGGACGAAAGAGCUCCUGCAUGCUACAUACGAUGCGUAUGAAGCCAUGGUGGCCGCCUUUCACGCAGAGCCGGGGAAGAGAAGGCUACACCGUGACAUAAGUGUAGGUAAUCUUAUCCUCUCCAAGGAUCCCCACUCCGGCGAGAACAUCAGGCGCGGCUAUCUGAUCGAUUGGGAAUCUUCCUGCUUGGUAACGGAAGAAGGAAGUGCUUGCGACCAUUCAAGGACAGGCACCAUCCAAUUCAUGUCGAUGCGCCUUCUGACGUCAGGCGAGUCUGUCUCUCAUACGUUUCAGGACGACAUGGAAUCCAUGCUUUGGGUGGUACUAUAUUCCAGCCUUCUAUGGUUAGGGCAUGAUCACCCGCCAAACAUGGUAGUCACUUACCUGUUCGAACUCUUUGACCACACUUGGAUUAAUCCGGAAGGCGUUCUCAAGGGUGGUUCCGGCAAACUUAGCAAUCAAGUUGGGCAGGAUUUCACUGACAGGAUCCAAUUUUCGAACCCGGCAUUUCGGGAAUGGCUGGACGCCGUCAUCAAAUUCAAUUCGUCGCAUAUUGUUCCACAUCUGCAUGACAUGGAGUCAGCGAUGGUCUGGAAAAGUCCUGAACUGUUGGGGAAAUUCUGGAAGGAUUUCCUUAGCACUCACGACCUGUCCAACGACGAUCGGUUUCCACGCAAGCUAUAUCCCCGCGGCACCACCUGGCGCCGGUCGUCGUCCUCCACGCUCUCAUCCACCUCAUCGAACUCUGGGACCACGCAUCCUGCACCUGUGGCAUUGCCUUCACGAAAGAGGAAGGCGGCCGACGAUACUGUUGCUGCAGACUCGGAAAGGACGACCAACUCCCGAGUGCCUGCAGUGCCGCGCGGAAGUUGCACAGGACCUACCACGCGCUCGAUGGCGAAGCGGAGACAGGUUGAAUGCCAAGGACGGGGCGUCGCAGCGGGUGACUUUGAUUCGCCGAUACAGCCUCAGUGGAGCCCUCGACGUUUGAAGCCUCGUCCAGCGAAGAUCGACAAUACGAGCCUUGCGCGACGGGAUCGCAAGGUUCGCCGGUCGCAGAAAUAA
Molecule: messenger RNA, 2499 nt
Organism: Sparassis crispa
Lineage: Eukaryota; Fungi; Basidiomycota; Agaricomycetes; Polyporales; Sparassidaceae
Exons: 5
Coding region: 1-2499 (832 amino acids)
Source: RefSeq, a predicted model, not a curated record